This is a messenger RNA of Ostertagia ostertagi, 438 nucleotides long. The record is from the annotation of a GenBank genome assembly. Lineage: Eukaryota; Metazoa; Nematoda; Chromadorea; Rhabditida; Trichostrongylidae.
AUGCGAAUCGCCGACCCAUCGGGAUCGAUAAUUUUCACCAUAAUGAAUGCCGAAGUACAAGAUUUGUUUGAGCCGGGUGAUAUUAUCAAAAUCAAGAAUGGUUUCACCAAUGUUCACAGGGGAAUGUUGAAUUUAUCUUGCGGUCGCCAGGGUGAGUUUAUGAAAUCGGGAGAUUUCAUGUUGUUGUAUUCUGAGACACCAAACAUGAGCGAGUUCAACAGCGAAUACGCAGCCAUGGAAAGAGCACGCAAGCCAUCCCCACCACCCGAAGGCGAGACGCAACCUUCAUCCAGUGGUCCUGGUGACCAGCGACGCCCUCAAGGUGUUCGACCUGGUGUGCCUUCACAUAAAAGACCGGUGCCUCCUCAUCCUGGAGGUGGCCCUCCUCCAAAGCGACCAGAUCAAAGUGGUACCGGUCAUUUCAGGGGAAGGCCGUAG